CUCCACCGAACGAACGACAAUGGCUAAAUAAUUCCAUUAGGUCCGUGAGAUUACGGAUAUCAACAAUCCCAAAGAGUGGGAGACAGUGGUGGGACUGAAUCGUAAAUUACGUGAAGGAGUGUUUGCGUCUGGAUGGAGCGAAGGCGAUCUUGAUUUUGCAGUAUCAGUCUUUGAAAGAUCGAUUAUCUGUAGUUUGCGAGCGCGUGACUACAACGAAUUGAUGAAAAGCUUGAACGGUUUGGUCAAUGAUCUGUACGCAGCGCACAAGGAAUACGUCAAUUCUUAUUAUACCACUCUCCAUAUUCUCUUUACCGCUUGCUAUAUGCGGCAACUACGACCAGCCAUUGAUCGCAUGACCACGCUAAAACAGGACGCUGAAGGGCGGUUUGCGAAAAAUGUCACCAAUAGUAUGAUUCACAAGAAUGGACCCCAAUUCUUUCGGCUUUAUCGAGAAACACCUUAUGAAUCUUAUCGCAUUAUCAUGGCCCACUACACAGACGUCAUGCGGAAUUAUGUCAUUAGAGUCCUCCGUACUUCGUAUAUGUCCGUGCCUAUGGAUUUAGCACUAGAAUGGCUCGAUAUCGACGAGGAUGAACAAGUCAUUGUGAGUUUCAACGGAGUAUUCCAGCCUAGCUGUAUAGAGAAGGUAGACCAACGGAUCAUUCAUUUUCAACGGCGCAAUAAAAAGAGAUCGACGGUGUGAUUGGUCAAAGGCUAUUUGGAAAACAAACAACCAAUAUGGAAUGCAUCCGUUAUCGGGCAACUCCUAUCAAUCCAUCCAUCGCACACGCCAUGUGACCCUUAUAAGAGACAAAUGGUGCGGUGCAUUCACACUGUUUAAACU
This is a messenger RNA of Radiomyces spectabilis, 844 nucleotides long. RefSeq lists its product as uncharacterized. The record is from RefSeq and is a predicted model, not a curated record. The transcript has 3 exons. Bases 221 to 703 code for a protein of 160 amino acids. Lineage: Eukaryota; Fungi; Mucoromycota; Mucoromycetes; Mucorales; Radiomycetaceae.